AUGAAAAUUUUUAAAUUCUUAAAUAUUCUAAUUAAUAUCUAUUUCUCAAAAAAAAUAUAAAAUUGGAAUUAAAAUACUUUUCUUUUGAAUAAAUUAAAAAAAAUUUAAUACAGAAUUAGACAGACAGCACACUUUUUAAAAAAAUUUGACAAAUAUUUGAAAAAAAUAUUUUAUUUAAUAGGAAUAAAAAUUUAAUAAAUUUGA
This is a messenger RNA of Tetrahymena thermophila SB210, 204 nucleotides long. RefSeq lists its product as hypothetical. The record is from RefSeq and is a predicted model, not a curated record. Lineage: Eukaryota; Ciliophora; Oligohymenophorea; Hymenostomatida; Tetrahymenidae. The transcript has 2 exons.